AUGACGGUGCUGGGCCCCGGCUGGGCUGGGCUGGCGGCGCGCACACGGCGGCCAGCCGCUCUCCCCCUCGCUAAGAUGCUGUCCGGGCGGUGGCGGCUGGAAGGCCGGUCCUGGCGCCGGGCCGGCUCCUCGCCCGGCUCCUCCUCGUCCGUGGCGCUGCGAGCCCUCUACGACUACCAGUACGAGGCGGAGGACGGGCGCCAGGUGGCCAUCGCAGAGGGCGAGCGCUUCCUGCUGCUGCACAAGUCCAACGAGGACUGGUGGCAGGUGCGGCGGCUCAGCGAUCCCCGGAGGGCGCGGCCCAUCUUCGUGCCGGCCACCUACGUGGCGGAGGUGGGCCCUUGCGUGGAGGGUGGCCCGUGGCUGAGCGCCACGCUGCUCGCAGCUGCUGGCACCGGGCAGCACCCGUCCCCGGGCCUGCAGCCGCGGUACCGAUCCCUCCAGGACCUGUCCAGCCCCCCAGCCCGGCCUGCCCAGCCUGGCCACCACUCCUGCCACAGCCUGAGCCUGCCGGCCUGGGACCCCAACCCCCAGCUCGGCCCGGCCCACCCCGUCAGCAGGAGCGUCAGCGCCACCGGCCUGGCCCAGAGCCCCGGCAGGGACGCGCCCGCCCCCAGAUGCCAGCAGGAGCGGUGCCCGGAGCCGGUGAGGCAGGGGGUCAGCCCCCCUGGAGUUCCGCCCCCUGGAGCCACCAUGGAGGAGCCCCCGAUUUACUGCAACCUGGAGGAGAUAAAGAGGGUGAGGGGGGAGCCCCCCAACCCCAGCGCCCCCCCACUGCAGGUGCUGGACACCUGGGAGCGCCACCUCGACCCCAGCACCAGCCGCAGCUACUUCUACAACCCGGAGACAGGCGACAAGUCUUGGAAACCUCCGCGGCGCCACCGGGAGAUGAGUUUGGUCCCCGUGGAGGCCCUGAGCCCCGAGCCCCCGGCAGCCGCUGACCCGGGGGAGACGCUGGCGCAGGGUGGGGGCAGCGUCCGGGCCACCCGGCUCGGCUACACCAAAUCCAUGAUCUUGCCGGAGUCCCACGUGCCCAAGGUGUCUCACCGCAGGAAUCGCUCCCAGCACAACUUUGAGGACUGGGUGGGGACCGGUCCACCCUCCACCUCCCCCUCCUCCCCCGGGGACUCCCCCCCUCGCUCCUCCGACUUACCCCAUGAGGUGGAGAAGGCUGGGCACCUGAACAAAACCAAGAUUGCAGAGGGUGGCCGGAAACUCAGGAAGAGCUGGGGCGUCUCCUGGGUGGUGCUGGCUGGGAACAGCCUCGUCUUCUACAAGGAUCUCAAGGGCCCGGCCCCCACCAGCUGGAGACCCGCCAGCAGCAGGCCGGAGAGCAGCGUGGACCUGCGGGGCGCCGUGCUGGAGCGGGCGCGAGACAUGUCCAGCAAGAAGAACGUCAUUCAUCUGCGCACAGUGACUGGCAACGAGUUCCUGCUGCAGUCGGACAGCGAGGCCGAGAUCCAGGACUGGCACCAGACUAUCAAGGGCGUCAUCCGUAGGCUGGACCGGGAGAACCCCCUGGACGAGCCGGGCUAUGUGCUGCGCCGGGCGGGCAGCUCCGAGCUGGGGGACCUGAGCGGGGACGAGGAGGACGAGGGGCUGAGGCCGAAGGACAGCUGGAAAUCCUCCGGCUCCCUCCGCAGCCCGGACAGCACCGAGAGGAAGCGGGUCAAGAGCAAACUCAGGCGCUUCAUCGUCAAACGGCCCCCGCUGCAGAGCCUGCAGGAGAAGGGGCUCAUCCGAGACCAGGUCUUCGGCUGCCGGCUGGACGCCCUGUGCCAGCGGGAGAAGGACAUGGUGCCCCGCUUCGUUCGGCUCUGCGUGGAGGCCGUGGAGAAGAGAGGCCUGGACGUGGACGGGAUCUACCGGGUGAGCGGGAACCUGGCCGUGAUCCAGAAGCUGCGCUUUGCCGUCGACCGGGAGCGGGCAGUGACCUCGGACGGGCGCUACGUCUUCCUGGAGCAGCCGUGCCAAGAGGAGCGGCUGAGCCUGGCUGACCCCGAGUGGGACGACGUCCAUGUGGUGACCGGCGCCCUCAAGCUCUUCUUCCGCGAGCUGCCCGAGCCCCUGGUGCCCUUCGCCCUCUUCGACGCCUUCGUGGCUGCCGUCAAGCUGCCGGCCUACGGCGAGCGGGUGCAGCACCUGGCCGAGCUGGUCCAGAGCCUGCCCCCUCCCAACUACGCCACCCUGCGCUACAUCCUGGCCCACCUCCGCAAGGUGAUGGAGCACGCCGACGCUAACCGCAUGACCCGGCAGAACAUCGGCAUCGUCUUCGGCCCCACGCUGCUGCGGCCGGAGAAGGAGCUGGCCAGCAUGGCCGUGGACAUGGUCCACCAGAACCAGGCCGUGGAGCUGCUGCUCUCCGAGUUCCAGCGCAUCUUCCCGGCCCCCGGCGCCAAAUGA
Emys orbicularis (European pond turtle) is the source of this 2403-nucleotide messenger RNA. It is a transcript of the gene ARHGAP9, whose product is annotated as Rho GTPase activating protein 9. Lineage: Eukaryota; Metazoa; Chordata; Testudines; Emydidae. Gene Ontology annotation, cellular component: cytoplasm. The transcript is spliced from 17 exons. The record is from RefSeq and is a predicted model, not a curated record. The coding region runs from base 1 to 2403 and encodes 800 amino acids. Gene Ontology annotation, biological process: signal transduction; regulation of GTPase activity. Gene Ontology annotation, molecular function: phospholipid binding; protein binding.